AGUCUUCAUAUAUCAACCUUUUCUUUGCUGAGUCACUUCACUUUGGAGGCGAAGUUUGGGAUCCUGACGGCGUUUUUUUGGAGGGGUCGAGAUAAAUUGCCCCACACUCGCGCAAAUAAUUAUCCUGACGGCCAAAAUCCAUCCAAUACCAACAACAAGGCGAUAGUAGCAACAGCAAAGAUCACGAAAAGGCAUUACCUGAAUACCUAUUACUAAAUCCCGAUCCGUACGAAAAGAACAAGAAGAAGAAGAAAAAACACAGCCAAGAUGUCGACUAAGCCAAGAGACUGGGCUGACGAUGAUGAUCUCGAUGAGACCGUCGCGACCGAGCUGCCGCCUCCUCAGACCAUUCAGAACAAGGACGGUACCAAGACGACAAUCACCUACCGAUUCAACGAAGACGGCCAGAAAGUCAAGACCACCCGGCGGAUCCGCCUCGUGACGCACCGCGAGGUCGUCAACCCCCGCGUUGCCCAGCGCAAGACCUGGGCCAAGUUCGGCCUGUCCGCCAGCGACAAGGUCGGCCCUCAGAGCGAUACCACCUCGGUCGGCGAGAACAUCAUCUUCAGACUCAGCACCAACUGGAAGGCCGACACCAAGGACGAGGCCAAGAACGCCCAGGAGGACGCCUUGAAGGACAAGCUCAAGGACAAGACCGUCAAGUGCCGUAUCUGUAACGGCGAGCAUUUCACUGCCAGAUGUCCCUACAAGGACACCAUGGCCCCUGUCGGCGCCGAGGGCGGAGCCGAUGUUGCGGCUGGCAUGGGUGAUGAGCUCGCUGCUACGGGCGGCGCUGGUGCUGGCAAGAAGGGCAGCUACGUCCCGCCUGCACUCAGGAAUGGCGCUGGCGGCGCCGGCGAGAGGAUGGGCGGCCCUGGUGGCAAGUUUGGCGAGCGGGACGACUUUGCCACGCUGCGUGUCACAAACGUUUCCGAGAUGGCAGAGGAAGGCGAGCUCCGCGAUAUGUUCGAGCGCUUUGGACGCGUCACGCGCGUGUUCUUGGCCAAGGACAGAGAGACGGGCAUGGCAAAGGGCUUUGCUUUCAUCAGCUUUGUGGACAGAGAGGACGCCGUCAAGGCAUGCAACAAGAUGGACGGCUAUGGUUUCAAACAUUUGAUCCUGCGUGUAGAGUUCGCUAAGAAGGCUGCCUAAGGGCUCUGAUGACUGGAAUUUGCGUCAACUUGAAUUAGUAAAGAAAGGCGCCACUCGGACUCACAGCAUUGGGAAAGUCCUUUUGGGCAUAUGAAUGACGUGGUCAUCUUUUGAUAGACUGUAUUGCAAUGAUAAUGGGAUUGACCAUAUGCUAAUGAU
Messenger RNA from Truncatella angustata, 1311 nucleotides. RefSeq names its product eIF-3 RNA-binding subunit. Gene Ontology annotation, molecular function: RNA binding; translation initiation factor activity. NCBI's taxonomy places the organism in Eukaryota, Fungi, Ascomycota, Sordariomycetes, Amphisphaeriales, Sporocadaceae. The transcript has 3 exons. The record is from RefSeq and is a predicted model, not a curated record. Bases 268 to 1152 code for a protein of 294 amino acids. Gene Ontology annotation, cellular component: eukaryotic translation initiation factor 3 complex; cytoplasm.